Molecule: messenger RNA, 1304 nt
Organism: Hymenoscyphus albidus
Lineage: Eukaryota; Fungi; Ascomycota; Leotiomycetes; Helotiales; Helotiaceae
Source: the annotation of a GenBank genome assembly
AUGAUUUCCAACGUCCUUCCAAUCGUUGCUCUUGCCGGUGCGGCCAUGGCUACUUGCCCUCUUUCCCUUGAGAUUACCGGCACGACCGAUCACGUUGCUACAGUUGCAGUAACCAACACUGGAAGCGAAGCUGUUACUGUUUUCAAGGGCAACACUGUGCUCAGCGAACACAACACCAUGGAUCUCUUGGUUGCUGAUGCUGGUAAGAAUUAUUUCUCUGUGAAGUGACUAGAGUUGCGUUUCGGAAAAUUGGUUGUGUAAGAAUGAGUCUGUAAGCCUCAUUAUGUGGAAGCGAUCAUCUUGCUCGGAGUCGGUUUAUUGAAACUCGGGUCCAUUCCUUCAGCAUGUUAUAGAAUCUGAAUUUUGGCUAAUGUCACAAAUAGCUGGUGCUGCUCUUCCUUUUGAGGGCGUCUACGUCAACUACAAGAAGAGUGACCUCAGUGCUUCUUCUUACCAGACUCUCAAGCCAGGAGAAACCGUUACUGCUGAAGUCAAUGCCGCCAAGACCUAUAAGCUCGCUGGUAUUCAGAGUGCUGCAGUCACUGCUAUCCAAGGGUUCAAGUAUGUCAUGGGCGAGUCAAUCCCAUUCGCAUUGAAGGACAUGGAUACCGAAGCAUGUGCUGCCGUCACCUCCAACACCGUCAACAUCACUCCAGACCAAAGUGUCGUAGCUGAGUAGGUCUUCGAAACGAAAAUCAUGAAAACAAACCGCUAACAUAAGUUGAAGUGAGCACAUCUCCAAGCGAGACAUCUCCGCCGCACCAAACUCCAGAAUCGGCAAGCGAUCAGUGACAUACAGCGGCUGCAGUUCAUCCCGCCAAUCCUUACUCCAAACCAGUGUAUCCCACACCAUCACCAUGGCCAACGCAGCCUACACAGCCGCAGGAACCGGAGCCGACUACUUCACCACCUGGUUCAAGUCCACCUCUCAAGAGAGUAAAGUGCGCAGCAUCUAUACCUCCGUCGCAGGCGUGCAAAGCACCUCCCCAAGGAUCUCCUGCACAGACACCUACGGAGAUUGCUCCGGUGGCGAUGCCCUCCUCUACACCGUCCCUAGCGCCAAGGUCAUCGUUCCUUGCCCAAACAACGGGUUCUGGGGAUUCCCAGAGUACGCCAGUACUUGUGCUGAUGACGAUUAUGACCGUGCUGGAUCGAUCCUUCAUGAGGUUACUCACUUGUAUGGAACUGAUGAUUAUGCUUAUGGUCCAGCUGCCGCUAAGGCUUUGUCUGCUUCUCAGGCUGCUGCCAACGCUGACACCUACGAGAUGUAUGCUGGAAGUGUUAGACUUGGUGGAUGCAACUAG